AUGUCGGGCUUAAAAGUGAUCGGUGGCAUCUCUGCGGUCAUCUCCCUUCUCGACGCCUCGAUCAAGAUCUACGAUAGUGCUCACAAUGUCAUUCACUUAUCUACAACCUUCGAAGUUAUCCGCCGCCGGCUCCCAAUCCUUCUCUAUAUCCUUGAAACAUGCAAAAGUCAUCUAAAAUUGAGGAAGGACUCAUUACAUGGCGAUGUCUGUCUAGCCUUAGAGAUGGAAAUUGACGCUUGUGGUGCAAAGGCAUCGAAUUUGAGAGGGAUCUUUGAGAAAACCAUACCAGGUGAAAGCGAUAUAUGGGAAAAGCGAUAUUUACAAAUCCUCCGGAGACUCGGCAAAGGAAAUAAGGUCGAAGAGCUCUUGGGAUCCAUUACCGAAACCGUCCAAGUUAUUGUUAACCACCAUGCGGUCCAAUCUGCGAAUGCGCGACAAAACUUGGACCUUGAUAAUAUUAUCAAAGAGAUGAAAUCAAUCUAUUCAGUGUCUGACAGAGGAAGCUCCCCAAUGGCUCUCAAAAGCGGCGGAGGAGCAACGCAGAUAAACAAUGUGAACAGCGGCAAUGACCAGCACAUCAACAACAACGCGUCUGUCAGAAACCUGAACUUAAAUUUCGUCACCAUGAGGCAAAAGGAAAAUUUUAGUUUUCGCGGCGUUGGCGUCUGCCUCGGUCAGGCGCCUUAUAUUGCUCCGGAACUCUUCGUCGGUCGUUGCUCUGAGCUUAGUGAAAUCGCACAAGUUCUACAGCCACUUUACGCCCAUAGAAAGCAACAGCGCCUAUUUCUCGGUGGAAUGGGAGGCGUCGGCAAGACCCAACUUGCUAUUGCUUACGCAGACUCCUAUCGCGAAUCUUAUACCUCGGUAUUUUGGCUGAAUGCAGCAUCUGAGGCUGCGCUGAAAGACAGUUUUCGAACGGUUGCCUCCUUCGUCUUCUCUGUACAAGAUUCUGCGAUCUUGGAUGAUGAAGAAAUUGUGGAACGUCUACAUCUGUGGCUCUCUGAUUUAAGAAAUGCCAGAUGGCUCUUGAUUUAUGACAACUACAAUGGCUUUAGCCAAUUUGCGAUAAGUGACUAUUUCCCACCUGCUCCUCAGGGGGCUGUAUUGGUUACCACCCGACGGCUGAAUCUGGUUUCUGGGAGUACCCUGAAUGUCAAGCCUUUGAACAUCGCAGAUGGCCUCGCCGUAUUGCAAACUCGAUCAAAGAGAGAAAUUGUUCAAUCUGAUCCUUCUGCAUUGCGUCUCGCCGAGCGACUUGAUGGCCUGCCCCUCGUUUUGGUCACUGCUGGUACUUAUUUAAAGCGAACCGGGUUUACCUUUGAGCGCUAUCUGCAAGAAUAUGAGAAGCACUGGAAUACUGACGCCGGCCGUCCCAUCCAACUUGAAGAUUAUGGGCGCAGGCUCUACACGACCUUGAACUUGUCAUAUACUCAUCUGAAAACGGAACACCCUGAUGCGGCGAAGCUACUGAGAUUGUUAGCAUACUUCGAUAACCAAAGACUUUGGUAUGGGCUUUUCCACGCCGGACUCUCAGAUGAUUCUCCUACUUGGCUUCGUAUAGUGCUGGCAAGCGAGCUGACUUUCCGCCGAACAAUGGAAAUCCUGACCCAGUACUCCUUUUUGGGAGUUGAUGAGCCGUCAGGGCCAUGGAGCAUGGACAAUUGUAUCCACAGCUGGGCGUUAGCAGCGCUCAACAAGAAUAUCGAUAUACAGAAUUACUGGUUUGCCUUUGACUGCGUUAGUUCGUGUACUGAGGGGGUUGACGAGGAUUUGCUUGGUUACGUCGCUUUCUCUCGCUACACUGGUCAUGCAACACGGCUAGUGGCACAUUUUGUCCUCAAAGAGGAUAUAAUUUCCAAUUCUAGGUCUGAUCGAUUCGAUAAGGUGUCGCGUGUCUCAAUACUACUUCGAGAGCAAAGUCAGCUUGCUUCAGCGGAGCAAAUGUCUUUACAGCUCCUAGCUGGGAGAGAGAAAGCAUUAGGACCGGAUCACCCGCUAACCCUUGACACUGCCCACAAUCUGGGAAACAUAUAUCGUGACCAACGCAAGCUGGAUCAGGCGGAAGAGAUGUAUAAGCGGGCGCUGGGUGAGAGCGAGAAAGUGCUAGGACCGGACCAUAUGUCCACCCUUGACACUAUUUACCAUCUGGGGAUUCUUUACCAUGAUCAAGGCAACCUGGAUAAGGCGGAGGAGAUGUAUAUGCGAGCACUAGCUGGAUAUAAGAACGCGCUGGGACUGGACCAAUCGUCAACCCUCGAUACUGCUAAUAGUCCUUGA
This is a messenger RNA of Penicillium longicatenatum, 2277 nucleotides long. Its product is annotated as TPR repeat protein. The transcript has 3 exons. Bases 1 to 2277 code for a protein of 758 amino acids. Gene Ontology annotation, molecular function: protein binding; ADP binding. The record is from RefSeq and is a predicted model, not a curated record. Lineage: Eukaryota; Fungi; Ascomycota; Eurotiomycetes; Eurotiales; Aspergillaceae.